AUGCCCUCAAACAGCAGACGACACCUCACUCAACCAGCACUGACCACGCAAACAAGUGUGGUUACCAAUGACCUUCCAAGUCCACAACCGUUGCGAGAACUCUCACCUGGAGAUGGAACCGCGUUACCAGCAUCGUUAUUGUCUUCCCGAAAAACGCUCCCAGACACCUUUCCUGGAUUCUUUACAGGUGAUACUUACAUACAGUGCGAUACGGUGAGACCACCCAGGCAAUGGCAGCUUCACAGUGCAGUUCUUACUCGAAAUUCUCCCUGGUUUGCGCGAUCCAUUCGAGAACAGCAAGCGGCUUCAAAGACUGCAGACUGGCUUUUAUUCGCUCUCGAGAAGAUUAACGAUCGGUUUGUACUGGUCGCUCAGAAUCCAGAAGGCGACCGACCUAUCAGCCGCAAACCAGAUUCUGACGAGACGUUGCUGAAGGAAUGCCAGAGCAAAUGCAUAUCUCAACGAGCCAAAACAAAAAUCAUCCAAGAUGACAUUGUAGUCUACGAACAGGUAUUUGGAUCUUUCUACAACAUUGCUCCACGUAUCGAAGCCACCAACGUCAAGACUGCCACAUCGCAAGCCAAAGCGCUUGUCAAGAUAGCACAAGACCUCGGAUGCAUUCACCUCAUCUCCUCGCACGUUGGUAAUGCUCUCUUGCAACAUCGUCAAUCGCUCUACAAAGCCAUCUUAGACGACCCACCACGCUAUCUUCUCCUCGCCUCAGCGCUUGAGAACGAAUUCAUCUAUGCCGAAUCCCUCAUCCACCUCAUCGGUGCACAUCCCUGCUGGCCAUGGCCUACGAAACAAUCAGCACUUCCAGACACAAUCCGCCAGCUCAUCGUCAAAAAGUCAAGAGAGCUGGACAUGCAGGUUCUAGAAACCGAGCGCGAACUCCUCCUCCUCACAAUCACUACAAAGCGCGGCAUUCCAUACUCGGCAGAAUCUCACUCCCAAUUCGACACUUGGUUCGUGGUCCAGAUGUUCCGGGAUACGCUCACCAAUGUUUUUCGCCAACACGAUGCGUCCAAGCCUUCCCUUAAGCGCGGCAAUUUGUUUCGUAAGAUCAGGGCGGAUGGCAGUACGUACAUGGCGUAUGAGGACGUGCGGAGGAUGGUGCAGGCUGUGAUGCCCAGCGCGGUGGAGACGCUGGGUGAGGACUUGAGGAUCCUUAAGGAAUUUGCGAGCGAGAUUGUGGAGAAUUUGGCAAGGAAUGAGCUGAGCUUGGAUGUUGAAGAGAAUAAGGUGGGGUGGUUGACUUGUGCGAAGGUUGAGAAAGAGUAUAUCCCAUGGAGAGCGGGUGAAAGAUAA
Messenger RNA from Ascochyta rabiei, 1308 nucleotides. RefSeq lists its product as uncharacterized. Bases 1 to 1308 code for a protein of 435 amino acids. The transcript has 2 exons. Lineage: Eukaryota; Fungi; Ascomycota; Dothideomycetes; Pleosporales; Didymellaceae. The record is from RefSeq and is a predicted model, not a curated record.